Messenger RNA from Leptomonas pyrrhocoris, 7656 nucleotides. RefSeq lists its product as hypothetical. The transcript has a single exon. The record is from RefSeq and is a predicted model, not a curated record. Lineage: Eukaryota; Euglenozoa; Kinetoplastea; Trypanosomatida; Trypanosomatidae. The coding region runs from base 88 to 7656 and encodes 2522 amino acids.
AGUUGACGUGUUUCGAAAGCACGACAGCUGGCUAGAGCGCUGUGUCGUUUAGAAGGCCUUAAUAUAUAACAAAAGCACCUGUGAUCUAUGGCGCACAUCUACUUGUGCAAGCCGCAGUCACUGGUGCGCCCGCUGUCUCCGUCGCGGUCCAACACCUACUUAGACGAUAUUCUGCACCAAACACGUAUCUGUGGCGUCUUUCCGUCGUACACCGCGCUGAUUGCGGCGGCGGGCAACGACAUCGCGUCACGCCCCGGUGCUGUGCGCCAGCCACCUCCGCUGCCGCAGCCCCUCACGGAGCAGCAUGAGCACACGGGUGACUAUGCCCAGGCUCCCAACGCGAUCUGCGUUGCGGCCCAUCGGAGUCCUUCCGCACCUUUAGUAGUAGAAGAUGGAGUGAUGCUGCAACCGCCACCGCCCUACGCCGAGGUGCAGGCAUCGCCGCACCGUGAAAGUUGCGAUGUCCCGCAACCAAUGCGAGAAGAGGCGUCAGCGUCGCGUGAUCGCACCGUGGAAUAUGUAAAUGAGUUUCUUCACGUGCACACGCAUCCUCUCGCACCACAACCACCACCACCAUCAUUACCAUCACCAGCACCGCCGCCACAGCCACCGGUAGUAGUAGAAGCUGCAGCGAACGCCGGGGGAGAAUCGCCUUCUUACGGUGCCGCUAUGUCCCCGAAGCCCCCGGUCGUUCUACAAGCAAAUAAUAAGAAAGGCAGGCGUAGUCGCCAGACAACUUCACAGCAAAGAGACGCGCCAAGUCGCCCAUUGGCCACUUCCGCCGUGUGUGAGAGUAACGCCCAUGGCGAGGUUCCGUCGUCUCUAGCUUAUGCGCAGCGCUUUUUGGUAGAGUACGAAGCCCUGUCCAGGCGCGACAUCAUCAUUGACUACUACGCCGCCUUCCCACCGCCGCCGGCCCCAGCCUCCGGCGUCGGCGGAGAGGUGCCGUCGGCGACCACUUCUCGUUCGCCUCUUCGCAACCGGCAGCCGCCAGCCCCCUCGGUGACCGCACCGUUCGCAAAAAAACGAGGGAAGCGACCGAAGCCGACAAGGGACGGCUUUGUUUCCGCAAGCCGGCACAGUUGUCGUCUGGUGUUCCCCGGUUCUCUCUGGGACGCCGUGCUCCGACAUCAUCGGAAGUUUCUGCAGCACGCUCUGAUCCACGACGUAGAGGCAGCGCUGCCGGCCACGUCUGUCGAUGUCAUCAGCCUUCACACCUCUGCGACGGAGCUGGAGGCGAUCCUGUCCGUGAAGGAAAUCAACCCGCGUCGUCGCGUCAACGCCGAUGCGGUGCUGCAGGAGUGCGGCUUCGACGGAGUGUGGGAGACAUACAACUUUGUUUCCUCCGUACUAAUAGGUAACGGCAACUCCCAGCAUCCGCUGCCCUCUCUCGCCACACCUCCCGCACCGCCACUUCCACGUCCCCUUCCACCAGCCCAGUUCCGCACACGCGCAAACGAAGAAGAACAAGAAAAAGGUGUCGAAGAGGGCGGGGUUGCGCAGAAUCAGGCUUCUCCCUCACCUCGCACUGCCUCGCGCGUGGGGGGUGCCCCGUGGCGACAGACACGCCAGCAAGCGAACCGACGUGGUGAGGCUCCCAGCACGCAGUCAGAGCUGGUCGUGCCAAUCGUCUUUGCGACCAGCGUCACGAACAAACUGCGUCGUGCAGCCCGCAGCGGCACAAGCGGCGACUUGCACGUUGCGCUACGUCGCGAUGGCCUCUAUGCGGUGCCGUCUGCGAAAGAAGUGCGAGUGCGCGCUACUCGUGUAAACGCCGACGGCCUCUACGUCGAGCUGGUGUUUCGCUGGCAAGAGGGGGACGAGGUGGAAGAAAACGCGGAGGAGGCCAUGGCGGAUGCACCCUUCACCGAUACGUGGAAGUACCUGGAAGAGUGUCAGCCACCCACAACGACAAGUGUGCUGUCAACCGUCGUGAAGCGGGAAGCGAGCACUGUGAGGCAGACAGCAGCGGCAACACCGCGGCAGCAGGAGCAACGAUAUCAACAGCAGCCACAGCAACGUUCUCCUCCGUCGCAACCAGUUCGUCGUGUGGGCGCCGGCACGGCGACGCGCACAGAGACGUCGCCAUCGUCCUCAUCGACCCGCUACUCGGUCAAGAUGUUCAAUAUGAUGUGCGAGGUGCCGCUGCCGACUCCAUUAAUGGCUGCAAAUGAACCCAACGUGUCGCGUGGCGCAUUGCGGGCAGACAUCGCUCGGCUCCCCAUGGAGGCAGUCAGUGAAGCGCAGAUCAGCAUUGGCUCCCCGCAGACAUCGACGGACGGCAACUCCUCCGUCGGUUUUGAGGUGGACGCGGUGCCGAAAAGGGUAGCGCGCAGCGUGCGGGCAGCGUCGUUUCCGCAGAGCUUUCCCCACCUCGCUCGUCUAUCCCCUACGGUGCCCAGAGCAGCAGCGAUGGGUGUCGCAGCGAGAACUCCUGUACCGCAUCGUGCGACAGUAGGCACAAGCAUGACUUCUCUGACAAGGUCAGCAAGCCAAGUCAGUGAGCGGAGCAGUGAAACAGACAACGUUGCAGCAGCAGAACAGGAAAUGCCACAGGUCCCCCCAGCGGCACUGCUGAGCCCUUUGGACGGCGGUGACAACACGGUAAGUGAGGUCUUUUCGGUGUCCGACGACGCACGACCGGCUUCACUGAUUUGCGCCGCCACGCAGACCUCCUUCACCGUCUCUUCCUCUUCCACGCUGGUUGUGUCAGCACGCGUCAGAACACCAAGCAGAGUUACUUCCUCUGUUUUUUCGGAUUCCUCUUCCGGAGUGAUCUCGCCGGAGCAGCAGCAGCAGCAGCGGGAGUCUCGCUGUUCACAUGUGACAAGCGAGUCGAGUGGUGCCACCUCUCAGGUCGCACCGCUACCGGUACUCUUUGCUGUUGAGGCGGUGAGCCCACAGGCGUUGGUCGCUGCAGUCGCACUUCAUGCGAGCGAAAGCGAACCGUCCGUGGCAGAUGAAGAAGUCGAUGGGAAUGGGCACGUGGCGGAGGCGGGCGGCAGCGCGGAGUCUGCGGAGUCACCGCAUAGCACGGCGUCCAGUGCGUCGUCGGAGGACGGCAACGAAGAAAGCGAAGAUGAAGGGAGCGUGCAACCGGUGGCUGUGGCGCGGGGCAGAGUGCGCUCGUACGUGCAAAUCGAGGACGGCCGAGGCACUUCGUUGCCUUCACUUGAGGUGACAGAGGCGGUUCCUGGCGUCCCGGUGGCGGCGCCGACGGAGCUGAAAUACUCGGUGCAAAGCCCACGGCUGACCUUUUCUAUUUUGGGCGAGAAGUGGGCCGCGCUGCUGGAGGAGUAUCCCGUGCUACUGAAACGCGCCUUGCAGGCCGACGUGCAGGACCUCUGCAGUGUUCCACUGAGCGCGUUAGGAAACGUGGACAUCACCUACGACGAUCGGUUACGGGUGGUGGUGGUGGUGGACCCAGACGUGACGCUGAAGCCGAUGGCCGCUGCGUCAGCUGCAAUGUUGUCCAUCGGAGACGGCUCGGACACCACCCUGCCGGUUGAGCGCCUGCCGCACGCGUGGAGUCUCUACAACCGGCAAGCGCAGCAGCACUUUUUACCAGCCGCGGAGUCCUCCAAGCCGCCGUUCGCCUUCUCCUUCACCCGUCGCCCGAAGGAGUCGCCGAUUCUCUGUCGUCAACCCACGGACAGCCGUGCCGUCUUAAACGGUUCCAUUCGUACGGUGAAGCUGAACCCGGUGGAGUCGCUGCUAUCUCCCGUUUCUGCUGUGGGCGACUCCCGCAGCAUCAGCCGUAGCAGCGUCGUUUCUGUCUAUCAAAUUGAACUGCCCGGCACCCUGUGGAACACGCUCCUCGCCCACCGCCGCGACGAGGUGACGGCAGCGGUGAUGGCGGAUGUAGAGGAGCUCCUCGCUGACCAGCUCGCCCAACUCACCUUAGAAGACAUAACCGUGCAGGAGGACGGACGGCUGCGGGUGGACUUUGGUGUCCCGCUGGUCGCGCUGCCGUGUGGGCUGAACCCGCCGCAGUUCCGGUGGGCGCUCGAGCGACUGCCGCUGACCCACCUUCGUGAGCUGCAGAGCACCGCCGCGUCCCACGUGCCCACCACCGCGCAGAUCAGCCGCGUCUUCGACGUGCCGGCGCUCCGCGAGGAUGUCAUACAGCAAGAGGAGGCGACGAUUCGCACCUUGUUUGUGUCGGAGACGUGCGCGCUGGUCGACACCACGGACGACAACGUGCUGCGGCUGACGGUAUCGGGCAAUCUCACCAUCGGCGUGGUGAUGCGGGUGCCGAUGCAAUCGGUGGCGAAGGCCUGGCAGAAGGCGUUGAUGGAGUACCGCUACCCGGCGCUGAUCGACUUCCUGAGGGAGGUGGCCACACGCGAAACGCUGCCUAAUCCGCUGUCCGCGGAUGCGAUGCGCAGGGCGACGCUUUUGUCGAGCUCCUCACUCAUGGUGACCUCGCCUGCAAAGGAAAGCACACAGGCGAAUGUGACGACGUCUCCUGCGACUGUCGACAGCAGCAGCAGCAGCAGCAGCACCUGCACGAAUGCGAAGGAAGAUAGCAGCAGCGCACACGCCGUGUAUCUUGAGGGGCUACUGUGUCCAAGGUUGCUGGAGGAGCACGCGGUGGAGCUGCACGAGGCGGUCUUGUCCGACGCAGCGUUGACGCUGUCGCCGCUAUCUGUUUCCGUUGAGCAGUUGGUGCCGACCGUUCAGAGUCACGGUGUCCUCUUCACUUUUCUCUUACGCGGCCUCAGCUCUCCGACUAACUUGCAGGACGUGGAAAACGCGCUGCAAAGCUGUGCCUUCACCAAAGCGAGAGCGCUGUAUACACGUCUGCAGACGGAGCUUGACGAGGAGGUCAAGAUGGAGGCACGGCGUGCAGCCGAAUACGCUAUGCAGCUGGACGGUGAGGCGUGGCUGGAGGUGCUGGAGAAGCACAAGCAAAGGCUCCGUGACACGUUUGCGCUGGAGGCACUGACCUGCCUGCGCGGCAGCGACGCUAUCAAAGUCCCUGUAGGGGUGGCCGUAAAGACGGUGGUACCGAAAGGCACCGGCGUCGCUAUUAGCUACGACGUGGUGAGCAGCAGCGCUGCUGCAGACGCCGCGGACCGUGUUCACGUCGCGGAGGUGCUGGGGCAGUAUCCCUUUCCUCUGCUUUGGGGGCUGUACGACGAGGUGAUGCUGUCUCGCGAGCCCUUAAAGCACACCAUCAACCGGAACUGGAUCACGGCGCGCCGCCAGCGUCUUCUCAACACGGCCUACACCGCUGCGGGAGAGCCGCCUGACUCGCGGUCGUACUCCAUCAUUGGAUACACGGAUGAGAUGGACUUGGAGGAAUACCUGCUGCACUACUCCCCAAAUGCGCCGGCAGGUGACCCGGGAUGUGCUGCUACGGCUGCCGCCACAUCCUCUGGGUCAGCAUCCCCAUUAUCCAUAACUGCGGAGAGCCCAGCUGGACAUGAGGAAUACGAUUUCAGGUACCUUCCGGCACCUUCGUCCCAGUCAUCGUCAACAACGACGCACACCACUCCACAGCUACCGCGGCUCGUGGCACUCGAGGUAUCGCCUCCGCCGCCCCAACCACGUGUGCUCGUCGCACCGCAGUUGGGUGCAAACGUGGCUGCCGCGACGUCGACGCAGCCGUCCACCGUGUCUCUCCCACCACCGCCCCCACUGCCACCCCAAGAGACGGACAAAGCGCCGGUGCAACAGCAGCUGCAAGUGACGCGGCCCCACACCCCCACCCCCUCCCCUAAGCCCCAGCCCGCGGCACAGCAGCCGGAGCAGCAGCAGCCACAGCAGCAGCAAAGCGAGCACGAUACCCCCAACCCAUGCACGCCACUGGCAGCAUCUCAGGUCGACGAAAAGAGCACACUGCGAGAGCUUGUGAGAAGAAUAUCAGAGCAGUGUAGGGUGAAUAAGGACGCUCUCAGAGCACGAACGGCAACUGCAUCGUACAGUUCGAGCGAUGAGGAGGAAACAGACGAGACAGAGGAAGAGGUAGUGGCGGAGAAUGAAGUCGACGACUCGUCGUCCAUCACUGAAGACGACGAAGAGAGCGCGCACGUGUCUCCGCUGCGUCCGUCUCCACCCCCAAACAACGGCGGUGGCGCCGUCGACCAUACUCUUUUAGUUCCACAGACGACCCCCGUGAUGCCGCGCCGACCACUGGACAUCAAACCCGUCCCGGCACCCUCCCAUGCCAAGGCAGUUAUCCACAUUCUCACUUCGGAGCCCGCGGUGUUUUCUCGCCCCACCCCCGCGCCUCCCUCGCGUGCAAAAGUGGAUGUACCAGAGCUGACCUCCGCGAAGCAGAUCGAAGCUCCUGUCCGACUGCGAUCACGUCACCCGUCAAAUGCCGGUGAGGACCGGCAGCUGAAGAACGCUCCUCCGGUUCCCGAUGUGGCACGGCAAUCGCACCCAACAAAGGUGGCGUCGUCGCUCCGGCCGAGCGCAGCACAGAAGGAACCGCUGUUACCUCGCAUGGGCGGCAGCACCAUCACGAGCCACCAUGAGGAGCACAGAGAUGAAAAAGCAUCUUCGUCAUCGAACGAGGCCAAACUCGCCGUGCAGCGAUCUCCGGCGUCGCCAUACACACCUCGAGGUGAUGUGGCGGCCCCGGUCCCAGUGCUUCACCUUCCUCCGAUGGGUCAGCACUCCGCAGCGCCCAUCACCGUGGUGGACGUGCGCAUGACACACCCGCCUCUUGCGGUGCCUCUGGUAGUAAGUCCGCAUGCGGGUGUCGUCGGCACCCGAACCGAACCGGUGCUUUCAGCGGGCGUCUCGCUGGCGAGUUCAUCGCAGCUGUCCUCGCGCAGCCGCAACGCCACCCCGCGUGCGCACAGGCCGUCAAAGGUGGCCGAGUCGACCCCACCGGCGCUCCCCGUCUUGUACGCGUCCGUCACCUCGCCUCCGUGUUCGACGCUCACACUGCCACCCACGAAUCUCCCGCAGUCGUCGACGGCGCCGGUGGGAGAGACGUCGUGCUCUGCUACCCCUGCCACGCAGAGCAGCGGCGCCACCAGUCCGGCGACCGAACCUCCCGUGCGGGUGGUUAAGCACUCGAUGCUUGCACGACCUGGACCGGCAGCUCCACCACUGCAACGGCAGCUACAGCUGCAUUCCCCGCUGCCGGGCCCGCGGGCUGCUGGAGAGGUGCAGAUGAAGUCGGUGAAGAUGAUCCACGAUACUGACUCUCCAGCCCCACCUCGGCAGACUCCGUCGUCGUCGUCGUCUUCGCCUCCACCACCGCAACUGCCCCGCUUGCACCCGAGCGUGAAGCACACAGAUGCGACGCAGGCAGCGGUGGUGAAGCGAGCGCCUUCUACCUCCCCUCCAGACGUGCUAUCGGACGGCCCGACCGGCUCUCACCACAGCCGCGUUUCACCUUCGACCUCGCAGGCGUCGGCGUCGCGAAACAGCAUGUCAUCCCGGCCGAGAAGCGUCAGCGGCGGUGACACGCCGAAGUUGAAGUUGCCCGAGGUGCGCACGGACCAGUCGGCCGCGGUGGCGGUAGUGACGCAGCCGAAUGACCGCUUCGGCGCCCUUUGGCAGAACCUCUCCGCGGUUGAGCACGCUGUGGGUGCCCGUUACGCCCGCGUGGAACGAGAGCUGAUGGUGGCGGCUGAUGGAUCGGCGUCAGUAACGGGUGCGGCGAGCGGAAAAGAAGGCCACCGUGGAAGGUAG